Messenger RNA from Amborella trichopoda, 1745 nucleotides. Its product is annotated as Haloacid dehalogenase-like hydrolase (HAD) superfamily protein. NCBI's taxonomy places the organism in Eukaryota, Viridiplantae, Streptophyta, Magnoliopsida, Amborellales, Amborellaceae. The record is from RefSeq and is a predicted model, not a curated record. Gene Ontology annotation, molecular function: hydrolase activity.
AUCGAAGGUAGAAUCAGAACAGGUACAACGGGUAUAUCUUGUCCUCGAACUUUUGUGGUGCUCACUCACCCUCUCUCUCUCUCUCUCUCAUGGCUUUACUUCUUCCAGUCUCAACGGGAUAUCUACUUUCUCAUUCUUCAUUUCGUGGCUCUCCAAAGCCUGUGCCCCCUUUCUCUCUCCAGACGCCUCUCUAUGGGCAUCAACUUUCUUUCAAAUCUUGCAUCUUUCCUCCACAAAAGUGCCGUUCCAUUGAUCCCGCUGUGUCUUCUUCUUCUUUGGCUUCGUCACCUGCUUUGAAAGCCCUAAUUUUUGAUUGUGACGGUGUGAUUCUUGAGUCAGAGGAUCUUCAUAGAAGGGCUUAUAAUGAAACAUUUGCACAUUUUGAUGUUCGUUGCGCUUCUUCGCCCUCUCAGCCUGUGUAUUGGGACACGGAGUUUUACGAUGAGCUGCAGAAUCGAAUUGGAGGGGGCAAGCCCAAAAUGAGAUGGUAUUUCAAGGAGAAUGGAUGGCCCUCUUCAUCUGUGUUUGCUACUCCUCCUGUUGAAGAUGCUGAUGAAGCUAAACUGAUCGACACACUCCAGGAUUGGAAAACUGAGAAAUACAAGGACAUUAUAAGAUCGGGAAUGGUUGAGCCAAGGCCUGGAGUGCUGAGGUUAAUGGAUGAGGCUAAGGCUUCUGGUAUUUGUCUUGCUGUGUGCUCCGCAGCCACUAAAAGCUCAGUAGUACUCUGUCUUGAAAAUCUUUUAGGAAUGGAUCGCUUCCAGGGCCUUGAUUGUUUCCUUGCUGGUGAUGAUGUGAAGGAAAAGAAGCCUGACCCAUCAAUUUAUAUUACAGCUGCAAAGCGAAUGAGAGUACCAGCCAAUAAUUGUCUGGUUGUAGAGGACAGUGUCAUCGGCUUACAGGCUGCAACAAGAGCCAGUAUGGCUUGCGUAGUUACUUAUACAUCUUCAACAGCUAACCAAGAUUUCAAAGAUGCAAUAGCAAUUUACCCUAACUUGAGUGACGUUAGGUUAGAGGACUUUGAAUUGGUUCUUCAGAAACAUUUAGUUGCUUCUUAGCACAUCCAUCAUAUACAUGCCCUUGAAUGGGAUUCGAGCAUAUGAAUGAUUCUUGACUAAAUUCACCCUGUUAAGUAUUCUGUUAAGCAUUCCUUUCCUUGUGGAGCUUCCGGGGAGGGAAUUUUUGUCUUUGAGAAACUUAACCAUGGGAAGUUAUUGGUUUGUAUGUUCUGCUGAUUUUCCUAUUGCAGAUUUGAGAUUGCUUAUUAAUGGUUUGUAUGUUCAGCGGGACUGGGCCAUUGGUUUCAUUUUUGUGUGUUUGAUUGUUCCCACAUGUCAAGGUUACAAGCAAAUCCAAAAUGAUGUGGAUAUAAAAUUCUUUAUCCUUAUGACAUCUAGAAAAGUGUUUGAAUAUAUAUUUUUAGAGAGAGAUCAGGAGAAUUUCCAUCUUACCUACAGACUGGUGGCAACAAGUGUUAUAUCACAAAGCGCCAUUUUUGGUACUCCCUUUUCAAAGAUUUCCAAUAUGUUUACUAUUUAAUGUUGAAGAAAGCUAUAUGGUUCCUAGGCCACAAUGGGGUAGAGGAGCGCUGACCGGGCAGGCGUGAUGUGCUGUUUCAGUUUUGAGGCACCCCACAUACAUUUACAUAUAUGCACAGCAAAAUGCACAUGAAUGUGUGUGUGUGUGUGUGUUUGUGGGAAUUUUUGUCUUUGAGAAACUUAACCAUGGGAAGUUAUUGGUUUGUA